Molecule: messenger RNA, 1176 nt
Organism: Aspergillus niger
Lineage: Eukaryota; Fungi; Ascomycota; Eurotiomycetes; Eurotiales; Aspergillaceae
Exons: 9
Coding region: 1-1176 (391 amino acids)
Molecular function (GO): metal ion binding; agmatinase activity
Source: RefSeq, a predicted model, not a curated record
AUGUAUCUUUCAGUUGUGAGCCUACUUGCUCUCUCGGGUAUCGUAACUGCCCACAGCAGUCAUGACCAGACUCCUCUGGCUGGACCGCACCAAAGGUUGUGGUACAAUACACUCCCCGGAGAUGGUGGCACUCAGGCCGACUCUGUCUUCUCUGGCAUCUCUACCUUUGGCCGGCUGCCUUACUUUCCUUGUCUCUCCAGCGAAGCCGAGAGAUAUGACAUUGCAUUCAUCGGUGCUCCCUUUGACACUGGAACAUCGUAUAGACCCGGAGCAAGAUUCGGACCCAGCGGAAUCCGACAAGGAUCUCGCCGCCUCAACCUCUAUGGCGGGUAUAAUGUGCCUCUCCAAGCGAACCCUUUUGUCAGUGAUCUGAGAGUCCUGGAUUGCGGAGAUAUCCCUGUAACGUCUUAUGACAACGCCUGGGCUAUCCAACAGAUCGAAGAGGGUCACAAUAGUGUUCUAAUGCGCAAACCAUUCACCGAUGCUGAGAAGUACGGACUCUCCAAGGCUGGAAAGACCCUUCCACGCAUCAUCACCCUGGGAGGAGACCAUACCAUUACCUUGCCGUUGCUGCGCAGUAUAAAUAGGGCCUACGGACCUGUUACUGUUAUCCACUUUGACAGCCACCUGGAUUCCUGGAAGCCAAAGGUAUUCGGCGGCUCACCUAGUCAGGUCGCCGCGAUUAACCACGGCACCUACUUCUACCACGCCGCGAUGGAAGGCCUGCUGAAGAAUGAUACCAACAUUCACGCCGGUAUUCGCACUACGCUCUCCGGUCCCUCCGAUUACGAGAACGACGGAUACUGUGGGUUCGAAAUCGUUGAAGCUAGAGAGAUUGAUACUAUUGGAACGGAUGGCAUCAUUAAGAAGAUAAGGGAGAGGGUUGGUACCGAGAACCCUGUUUACCUCUCCAUUGAUAUCGAUACCCUUGAUCCUGCUUAUGCACCGGCAACCGGGACGCCCGAAACGGGAGGUUGGUCGACGCGUGAGCUCCGCACUAUCAUUCGUGGACUGGAUGGAUUGAACUUCAUCGGUGCGGACAUCGUUGAAGUUGCACCUGCUUAUGAUACAAAUGCUGAGCUUUCUACUAUGGCCGCUGCAGACGUUCUCUAUGAGGUUCUUACCAUCAUGGUCAAGAAGGGUCCGCUGUCUGUUGGUCGCUCUGAUGAGCUGUAG